AUGACCUCACUGCCCACUGGAACCACUGGAGACCCCGAUUUGUUUUCUGGGCUGUCGCCAGCCGGUUCUACUCCAGCUAACCAGAGCACAGAGGCCUCCGAGGGGAACACGUCUGCGACGGGUCCCGGAGCUCCAGCAGUCACGCCAUUCCAGAGCCUGCAGCUGGUGCACCAGCUGAAGGGGCUGAUCGUGACGCUGUACAGCAUCGUGGUGGUCGUGGGUCUGGUGGGUAACUGCUUGCUUGUGCUGGUGAUCGCGCGCGUGCGACGGCUACACAACGUGACAAACUUCCUCAUCGGCAACCUGGCCUUGUCUGAUGUGCUCAUGUGUGCCGCCUGUGUGCCUCUCACCUUGGCCUAUGCCUUUGAACCUCGCGGUUGGGUGUUCGGUGGAGGCCUGUGCCACCUGGUUUUUUUCCUGCAGCCGGUCACCGUCUACGUAUCGGUGUUCACACUCACCACAAUCGCCUUGGACCGCUAUGUGGUUCUGGUGCACCCGCUACGUCGGCGCAUUUCACUUAGGCUCAGUGCCUACGCGGUGCUGGGCAUCUGGGCUCUAUCUGCAGUGCUGGCGCUGCCGGCUGCGGUGCACACCUACCAUGUGGAGCUCAAGCUCCACGACGUGCGUCUCUGUGAAGAGUUCUGGGGCUCGCAGGAGCGCCAGCGCCAGAUCUAUGCCUGGGGGCUACUGCUAGGCACCUAUUUGCUCCCCCUGCUGGCCAUCCUUUUGUCUUACGUACGGGUGUCAGUGAAGCUGCGGAACCGCGUGGUGCCUGGCAGCGUGACCCAGAGCCAAGCUGACUGGGACAGAGCGCGUCGCCGCCGCACUUUCUGCCUGCUGGUGGUGGUGGUGGUAGUGUUCGCAGUCUGCUGGCUGCCGCUGCACAUUUUCAACCUGCUGCGGGACUUGGACCCCGGUGCCAUCGACCCCUACGCCUUCGGGCUAGUGCAGCUCCUCUGUCACUGGCUUGCUAUGAGCUCUGCCUGCUACAACCCCUUCAUCUACGCGUGGCUGCAUGACAGCUUCCGAGAGGAGUUGCGCAAGAUGCUGCUGUCCUGGCCCCGCAAGAUUGUGCCUCAUGGCCAGAACAUGACCGUCAGUGUGGUCAUCUGA
This is a messenger RNA of Apodemus sylvaticus (European woodmouse), 1113 nucleotides long. It is a transcript of the gene Prlhr, whose product is annotated as prolactin releasing hormone receptor. NCBI's taxonomy places the organism in Eukaryota, Metazoa, Chordata, Mammalia, Rodentia, Muridae. Gene Ontology annotation, biological process: G protein-coupled receptor signaling pathway. Gene Ontology annotation, cellular component: neuron projection; plasma membrane. Gene Ontology annotation, molecular function: neuropeptide Y receptor activity; neuropeptide binding. The transcript has a single exon. The coding region runs from base 1 to 1113 and encodes 370 amino acids. The record is from RefSeq and is a predicted model, not a curated record.